CUUGAUAAUUCAUCAUUUCAUCCUCUUCAUCAUGGCGCUGCUUCUUCAUGUGCUGAUGGUGUUUCUUCUCUCUGGUGGAUUGGCCAGAGUUGUGACGGAUUUUGAGCUGGAAUGUGGUCAAUUUUUUGCAAAUGGAAAAUCACCAACAAGAUUUUUUGGACUACAGUACAAGCAGAUCUGCCAAACUCUAAAUGGUGUUCCUUAUUAUGCCACUUAUUAUGAUACUUACAACAGGAUCCCAGUGUACUCAGCCUACAGGUUUGAAGGGAUAAUGCACUGCACAAGACUAAAUAAGUGGUACAUUGAACCUCAACUUGAUGAUGAUAAAGCAGGAGAAGACAUGGCGUCUGAGGCGUCUGUGGAUAUAAAUCUACGUGGAGUCCAUCAAGCUCUCAAUAAAGAUUAUGAGAAAUCUGGGUACCACAAAGGUCAUCUGGCUCCAGUCUACCAGGCAGAAUCACAGAGCUGUGCUGACGCCACCUUCACUCUCACUAAUGCUGCUCCACAAAACCCCCAUUUUAACAGUGUUUUAUGGUGGAAUGUAGAAAAAAUGGUGGCAAAAUAUCUGGCGAGACGAUGCAUUUCUCAAACUGUUUACAUUGUUACAGGGGUGAUACCAGGUACUACAAAUAUCAAAAACAGAGUGAAUGUGCCUAGUCAUUUCUGGACUGCAUUCUGCUGCUUAGAUCAAAAUUACAGAUGUUCAAAGUCACGGGGAGUCAUUGGAACAAAUGAAAAUAACUCCGUUAUUACGGAGAAGCCUGUGGCUGAUUUAGAGAGAGAGUUACAAAACCUUUAUGGAACACGAACACCAUUUAGCUUGUUUCAAUACUAA
Molecule: messenger RNA, 835 nt
Organism: Rhinichthys klamathensis goyatoka
Lineage: Eukaryota; Metazoa; Chordata; Actinopteri; Cypriniformes; Leuciscidae
Product: endonuclease domain-containing 1 protein-like
Exons: 2
Coding region: 32-835 (267 amino acids)
Molecular function (GO): metal ion binding; nucleic acid binding; hydrolase activity
Source: RefSeq, a predicted model, not a curated record